CCCAUGUCAAUUUGUAGUUAAUAAAUCUGAACGGCAGGGAAAGAUGAACGGUAGGAUCGCUCGAGGCUAGUUUUGAAGUCGUUGCGCAGGUUUAAUUAUAGCGAGUUUGCAUUUUACUCUAAAGCACUUUUUAUUAAGCGAGUAUUAUUUUUUAGCUUUCUAUAGUCAUUGUUUUAUAUGACAGCAUGUUACCAUCUUCUAACAGGGUAAAACUUAACCGUGUGGCGUUAAAAAACCUUGUUGGUCAACCAGUGCCGCGGCGGAGACGACUCCCGAAGUCGUGGAAUAAUGUUACAACUGACUCCAAAAAAACAGAGCAAAACCAAAUAGUUUCUGAACCAGUGUCGAUAAAAGACAAGACCUCCGUCCCUAACAGCAAUGAACCUGUCCAAACCUCUAAAACCGAACAAUUGGGCCCAGAAAAUGUGACCGAUUCAACCGGUAACACCGCUAACGGAGAGCCGGAGGAGAAUUGCGUAGGUACGCAGAAGGCAAGGAGAAGAAAUAAUUAUCAGCCAUGCAAAGGGAAUAGUAGUGUGGUGGUUAAUGAACAACAAGGGCCGUACACUAGAGGCAAGUAUCAACAGAGCAAACCAAACACCAGGAGCAAGUACAGGUUGCACAGCCUCAAAAAGUUCUGCAACCUCAGACUGAGGUUUACUUGUUGGCUGUGCACUGGCUCUGCUUCAGACAGUGCGUUAUUUAAACGGACAGAGAUCCACCGCCAGGUAAAGCCGAGGCGCACAAUGUCUUGUCAAAUGGAGUUGAGUACCGGGGCCCCCUUGACCACAAGCAAGGCUACAAAGAACAAGACUCUGGUCGAUCUAAAGUCUAAUGUGGACAAAUGUUCUGGUAGUUGUAAAUCCAGACAAGGGAAAACUCGUGUGGCCCGUGUUGCUAAAAGUGGCAGGGACAGAGGUAGAAAGGGUAGGAGCAAAGUGAAGGCCAGGCCCACUGGGUGUGAUCCGCCUCAGCCUGCUGCUUCUGCUGCUGUUGCAAAUACAAGACAAGUGCAAACGGGAACACGGUCGAUACCCACUGGACUGUCAAACAUUGAUAGAAAUAUGCACCCAAGCCCCACAGGACUUGCUGGUUCAGAAGGAUCUUUGAGAAGAGCUGUCAGAGCCUCCAGCUGUGGUGACUGUAAAUACAUUUACUCUCAGCAGAAGACAUUGGGUGAGCAAAGACAAAAAAGCAGUAGCCCAGGGCCAGAGCAGUCUACGGUUGAUUUUAAGAUCAAGAAAGGAAAUGCAUUCACUGAGACCUCUAAGAAGAUUAUCAUAUGGAUAGACCAGUAUCCAAAGGUGACGCUUUGCGACAUAGCUCAAAAAUGUGAUGCUUUUAGUCGUGAUUGCGGCUAUGUGUUACCGGAUGUUCUCAAAACCAAGGUUGUGCGUUGCUUCAAACGGGACAUGAGAGCUUGUCCCAGAAUUCAGUCUGAGAAGAGCAUCUGUCCGUCUCAGAGCCUGACUGAACACCAAAGACACCUGAAAAAACGCACGGAUGUGCACAUGUCAUCUAGUCAUACCACGUGUCAUUCCCUCAACAGUUGGACAAGUGAAGGCUCUGCAACUUCUUCUGCUUCUCUUUUACUAGGUGGACAUAUACAAAAGGGGGAAUGCAGGACUGGCAUGUUGGACAGAGAUGUUGAGGAGGAUCCUGGUCCAGGAUCUUGCCUAAUGGGAUCUGAGAUUCACAGGGACAAAAGAAUAAAGCUUGGGGAUAGUGUUAAAGAUGGGAUUUUGCCAUCCACUCCAAAUUUAGAAAGCAUCCGUCGCAAAGACCCAGCAAAAACCGACUCUAGGGACCAAGAGAAAGCAUGCCAUUGGAUGUCUGUUGACAGUCAGUCAUGUUUAGAGCAUGAGGUUGGGGGCAGCAGCUCUUUUGGCUCAGCUGUGGAAGAAAACGGUGACCACAAGAAACCUUGUUGUGAGCUUGACAAUCCCACAAAAACCGAUGCAGCGCAAAUGUCAUCAGAACUGUUCUGUCAGAGUAACGAGGUGGACACGGAUAACCUAGAGUCAUUCACCUGUCAGAGAGUAAUGGCCUAUCUCAGAAAAACUAAACUUUCUUGUGCACGCACAUACAUGUCCUGGCCCUUCUCUAACAGUGGCCAGACACAUACAGUACAUACUGGUACCACAGGCUGUCCAGCUGAUCCAUCAGAUAGACAUAACAGCAACUCUCCAUUAGAUCAAAAUCAGCCAUGUUCAUCCAACAACCGAACCAAUGACUUGCUCCCAGAUGCACCUACAGACGCCUCUUCAGGCACAGCCCACCACGUUUCUCAACAAAACGGAGAGAAGCGAGAAGUGGCUGAAGAGAGCAUUUUAGCAGGGAGAAAUGGGAAAACACAUGGUAAUAUGUCUUCAUACUCUUUGGAGUUUGCACCUCACAUCAUGGGGGCAAAAGAAUCAUUAGCAGGUAUUCCCUCAGAUACUGCUACCCUUUCCAACCCAAGUCAGCAUGGAGGAGAGUCUGACACUGACACAGUCUCAGCCUCAUCUUCACCAGUUAAUGGACCUGAAAGUGACCGCUCCAUGUCUACCCCUUCCCCCUCAGCACUUGGCCUGGUUGACUGGGAAACUGCCACUACUUUGUCUCCCGUGUCAUCUCCGUUUACACAUGGUUUGAGAAGCCUAUCGGCCACACCAUCCCCUCUCCCACCUUCAUCGUUCCUACUGAAGAAAGUCGAAGGCGUUGAGUUGGCUGAGGCUCAUUCUGCAAGCGCGUCACCCAAAUGUAUGGUCAAAGCUGUAGAAAAAGCAUUGUUCUACUGUGAAGAAACCCAAAUGACUUCAUGGACCCCUCCAAACAACUCUGAUGCCUUUGAAUCAUGUGAUUCCUCCCUCCUGCUCGCUCAAGAUGAGCAAGAAAGUGACAAAGGGAUUCUCACAGGCAGGAGUCCACCAAUACUGGAGCCAUAUUAUAAUAUAAGCCCCUUUAACCAUGCUCUUUUAAAGGAGAGAUCGUUGCAUAACAUCCGCACAGAAAAGUGUGUCGAAACGGGCUCAAAUGAGUUUAUGCUUCCACCACUGCUCUCUCCUGUCACUUCACCACAAGGGAGCCCUAGAAGAAGCCUCCUGCCCCAAAGCCCAGGCUGUUCAGAUGAGAAGGAAAUCAACACCAGAAAACACAAAAUAUUACCUGGAUGUCACAUGCUACACAUUGUGAAUAGCAAUAAUGAAAACUCGGAUAACACAAAUAAUCUUGAACAUGGUAGUGAUGAGAUGGAAGGAGUCUCAGCAAAUUGCAAUACUAUUUUAAGGGAUCCUCAGUCUUCUCCAAGCAAUGUUGAAGAUGUGGAUGAUGGUAAUGAUGAAAAGGAAAGCCAGGAUGGAACUGGUUGUGAAUAUGAUGUUGAACAGGGUAACAAAAAAUCAGAACAAGUUCCCUCCGACCCCAAAAUAAAGGGAACUCUUACCUCGGGUGCUCUGACAAAACCCAGCUCUUCUCCCAGCAGUGAUGACGAUGAUGGUGGAGCCUUCAGUGAUGAGAGACAGGCCUGUUCUACUAGAGAAGAGGGAUCUAGUCCAUCUGAAAUAGCAGGCAGUGAAAGUGAUGAAACCGAUGCAGAGGCAGCUGGUGAUACUCAGUGCAGCAUUUUGGAUGAGUUCACAGCUUACAAACAGGAUAUCCUGCUUGUUGAUGUGAUCCAGGACGACCCAGAGCUGUUUGAAAACGUGCCCCAGGAAAGAUUGCUGAAACUAGGUCCCACCAGAGUUACUGAGUCCCCUAAAACCAGACCUAUUGGAGUGGUGAAAACGCUGUUGCCCAAGAUAGGUGAAGCAUUUCUGGAGUUAAAACAAAGCUUGACCCCAGUUCACUGCGACAGUCCUGAUAUCACAGAUGAGAGCGACAGCAGGCCAUGGAGACCUCAGUGUAGCAGCAUCGCUUCCGAAACGCAAAGCAACACAUGGCCUGCUACAGAAAAGCAAACCAAAAACUUGGGUCAGCCUGAUGCCAACAACAAUCAUGUCAACGGAGUCCUGGAGAGGAGCUGGCCCAUUCAGACAGUAAACUCCCUCCGUAAUCACAUCCCUCCACUUGUGACCGCAAGAGAUGCACCAUGGAUCCCAAACCCAGCAAACAUGACAGCAUUCAAGCGACAGAAAUCUAAUGUUUACUGCAGGCAGUACUUCAGCGAGUCGCUGUCCUGCGGGUUCAAGAUGUGUCGCUUCCAGCACGUGCCUGUGGACGGGGACGAGAAGUUGUGCAUUGAAACGGUGAUACGGUUCACCAAAAAUCCAACGUGUCUUCAAAAGGCAGGAGCUGUGUUUACAGGCUACUACCAGAACAACCCACCAGGAGCGUUCUUCUCCAUGCCGGUGCUUCUGUCACUCCUCUGGGCUCUGCUCAAAGCUGGCAUGGUGUCUGAUGUCUUCUCAGUCCUCAGUGUCGGCUUGGAUCACAAGAUUGUGCCUGGCCAUGAGUUCUUGUUGGCCCUCUUUAACAUUGUGAGAGAAAAGGGUCUCAUCGGUGUUGUACCUGAACUCAUGCAGCUCACGUUCAAGAUGGCCGGUGCCGGCCUAGUGCUGAGUUUGGACUGCCUUGACUGUGUGAAAAACACUCCUGAGUUCCAGCAGACAGUCGAUCCAAACUCACUUACGUCUGGUAACCACAAGUUAUCCACCAGUGCACGCUUUCCAGAGUACCUGAACUUGGCCCAUUCCAUUGUGGAAAUAGAGCUUUGUACCAAGCAAGAGGACUGGAGGCGGAUGGGGGUGGUUUUCAGGUCCAUCUGCCAAUCCAGCAAACAUUCCAACCAAGUGGGGCGAAUCAGCGGUCGCAUUGCCAUAGCGCUCCUGUCUGAGAGCAAAGACAAGUUGUCACUGCCCUUUGUUGCCUUUGCUGAGACAGUGUGUCAGAAUGAAGGUGAGGACAGCCUGAUCAUGAGCUUUUUAGGCAGAAUUGGAGUCUCUCUCAUGUUAAGAUACCACAAAACGCAUCAAUGGGCUAAGGGUCGUAGGGUGGUGGAGGUGCUGUCCGUUUCCAAAGUCAACUACUCAACACUGAAGGGUUUGUUUGGGAAUGAGGAUGGAGCAACACGCUGCUACCUGGUCACUGUGGCUACUGAGCUCUUUCUCCUGAGUGGCAGCUUGGAGGGAGCUCUGAACACACUCCGAGAAAACAAAUGGUUCCUGAGUUCGUGCUCGUGGCCGUGUGAGCCUGCUGAUCUGGAGAGUAGGAGUCGUGUGUUGAUGCGUCUGGCUGAGAAAACUUCUCACAGAGACACACUGGAGGUCCUCUGUAAUCUCCCUGGGCUCAAAGAGCCAAACGACUUGGUCGAUAUCUCCAGGUAUGGUCCUCUGUUUAACUCUCACCUACAAGUGUGUGUGGACCGACAGAUACUUCCUGUAGCUUCAGACACUGUGGACUUCAUGCUCUCUAAAAACCUGGCAGUUGACCAUGCUUUGCUGCAGAUGCUUUUGCAAAAACUAGGCAAGCAAAACCUCUGGCUCCGGGCUCGGGAAGUCUUCAGGCACUCUCUGAGUAUGGGGUACUACCCAGGUGUGUCGGCUCCUCCUGGUUUUAUGGCCCUGAUCGUCCCCUGUCGACUGGGGGAGGUGGAGCUGGCUCUCGCCUUUGAGAUGUUCAUCACUGUCAACGCAACGGGCAUUUUCCACCUUUCAGAGACCACCACUUCCUCUCUUAGCAUCACUCUCAAAAGGACUCAAAGCUGUGAGAGCGAGUACCUCUCCGCUGGUAGCCGCAUUCUCUCUGCAGCUUGCAUCCCUCAGCCCAAACUAAGUGUUCACUACACAGCAGUUAACUCGUCACAGGAUCAAGUGUUCACACUUGACAUUGCCUCUGCUCGAUGCUGGCUCCGCCACAAUCAUUUGUGGGCCAAUGAGGUGUGGACACACUGAACCAAACGGUUAUUCCCCUGCAGUACCUGAAAGUACUUAAACUUUCCUUUCCCUGGAAACCUCAUAUGUUCCAGAGACAUCAGUUGACUCAACCCAAUGAAAUCAGGAAAACAAACUCAUGAACAUUUCUGUUGGCUGUACGUUUUGUAACACUAAUGGUCAUAAUUUUAAUUUAGCCUUUGACUAAGAAGCAGAAAAUCACAGACGGACACCAGAACUUUACAAUGUUUUAUUUUUUUUAACAAAAGAUAACUUAUUUUUGUUCAAAUUUGUUUCAAAAUAUGUUUACGGAUUUUUUUGUUAAUUGUUUCCUGACGAGUUCUUCAAGCUAGUUUGUCUAUGCUUUAUGUCACUCAGUGUUUGUGUGAUUUACUAUUUGAAAAAAUAAGUCUGUUGGGGAACGGAGUCCAGCAUAAUUUAGUAGGAUUGUUGUUACAAGUACUAGAUUUAGUUUAUAACAAUGUAAAUAACAUCUGAGUGUGUGUGUGUGUGUGUAUAUAGGUAAAUAUUUAUAAUGUUUAGUCUUUGACAGUAUUAUGUUUCUGUAUUAUCUUAUUGAUUGUCAAAACCUCUAUUGUUGCUUGUUCAAGAGCUGUGAUUUACGUUUUCUUUGUGUGACGUUUUUAUAAACAAAAUAACAUUGUUCUGAA
Messenger RNA from Sander lucioperca (pikeperch), 6520 nucleotides. RefSeq names its product testis and ovary specific PAZ domain containing 1 (gene topaz1). Gene Ontology annotation, biological process: spermatocyte division; spermatid development. Lineage: Eukaryota; Metazoa; Chordata; Actinopteri; Perciformes; Percidae. The record is from RefSeq and is a predicted model, not a curated record. The transcript is spliced from 20 exons. Bases 186 to 5870 code for a protein of 1894 amino acids.